GGUCGAUUUCAGACAAGGGCGGUUUUUUUUUUCUGUCGCUCGCUCCAACAGCACCAUCUCUGGCAGGUGGUGAGCGCUUAAAAUAGGCAUACAGCGGGCUAAUGUUUUAGGACGACAGGAAGGUAGCUGUUGUGAAUUAAAUACGAUUUUGGUUGUUUUCAUUCGUCGGGUUGGUAGUUUAGCCAGCGCCGCCAUUUAGGUCCAUGUAAAACCCACAGGAGCCUCGGUGAAUGAGACGAACGUCGGGGUUCUCCCCCCCUCUUCUCUCUCUCUCUGUCUGAGCUUUGGUGCCUUUUUUUUAACGACCAGCGAUAAAAAUUGGACAACUGCUCCUUCAUCAUGCAGCUUCAGAUAAAAGACGGAAAAGCCCCUGCAUGCUGACUAUAUUUCGUCACCGGUUGAGUUGUGAACAAGAGGGGCAGAAAAAAAAAAAAAAACGACCACGGCUGCAGUGUCAGGAGGGUCUCACAUCCUGGAGCUGCCUCACUUGUUCAUCCGCCGGUGUUGUUUUUUUUUAUUUUUUUUGUGUCGCACAGUAAAUGAUAUGUGGAUGAUAUUUUUCGGGAGCUUCUGUUUUCACCUCGGGAAACCCGCGAAGCCGAACACGACGACGACACCCGAACAACGACGACGACGAGCGGACGUUCUCCCCCUCCUCCUGCUUUGAAAAAUGAGGAAGCGAUUUCACAAAGACCCAGAAAAUGGCAAGAAGAAGGUCUCGUCGUCCGUCGUGGGCCUGGAUUUGAGCAAGAUGAGAAAGAAAAGGGCAAAUGCAACAGCGGCAUGAAUCGCCCCCCCACCUCCCCCACUCUCUCAGCAUAAUGACAGCGAAAGGAGGUAAAACUGUGGAGGCAGAGGAGACGCAGCAUCGAUGAAGGCGAUCUGGACAAGUUUUGUGUCGCUCAUAAUGAACAGAAACACUUUACAGCUUCGUAUCAGAUCGUUUACACCACACUGAAAGCUACUUUCGCCUCUUUUUAAAAAGAUUUUCUAAAUCACCAGUCAUCUAUUUUUGCAUCUUUUUUUUGUAUAUAUUUAUAUAUAUAUUUUUGAUCCGGAUCCAGCCCUGACUAUUCAAUGGAAGUAUGUUAUCAGCUGCCGGUUUUGCCUCUAGACAGGCCGGUUCCCAAGCAUGUCCUCAGCCGGAGAGGGGCCAUUAGUUUCAGCUCCAGCUCUUCUUUAUUCGGGGCUCCCGAUCCAAGACAGCUGUCACAGAGACGGGGGGCCAUCUCCUAUGACAGCUCCGACCAGACGGCUCUGUACAUUCGUAUGCUAGGAGCUUGUGUAGUAUUCAAACAGCUGUCUGCAAGAGAUGUGAGAGUAAGAAGUCAGGUUGGAUUUGAACCGGAACGAAGAAGCUCCCACCCUUACCUUUGCAUCGACUUCCGAACUCUUCACGCACGGCUGGGCUGUGGUUCCCCAUCGGCCGGCUCUGGUACUGAAAGGAGGGUUCACAGACUACUCAGCUUCCAGAGAUACCUGCACUCGUCCCGCCUGCUGCGGGGAAUCACCCAGCAGAUCCCCCUCCCCAUCCUCGAUGAAGACUACAGCGGACAGGCUAGAUGCAUGCUGGAGAAAGUUGGAAACUGGAAUUUCGACAUUUUCCUAUUCGAUAAGUUAACAAAUGGGAACAGCCUGAUCACYCUGACCUUCCACCUGCUGAACCAGUAUGGCUUGGUGGAGCUCUUCCAGCUGGAUAUGGUCAAAGUCUGGAGGUUUCUGGUUCUGGUUCAGGAGGACUACCACAAUGACAACCCAUAUCAUAACUCUGUUCAUGCUGCAGACGUCACACAAGCCAUGUUCUGCUUCCUGCAGGAGCCCAUGCUUGCAAAGUCUYUAACAUCCUAUGACAUCCUACUGGGACUCCUAGCAGCAGCCACACAUGACCUGGACCAUCCCGGGGUCAACCAGCCUUUCCUCAUUAAGACUGACCACUAUCUAGCAUCACUCUACAGAAAUACCUCAGUUCUGGAAAACCACCACUGGAAGUCUGCAGUGGGUCUCCUCCGAGAGACCGGGCUGUUCUCUCAUUUACCCACAGAGGACAGUCUCAACAUGGAGAGGGAUUUGGGCUCCUUAAUCCUGGCCACGGACAUCAGCAGACAGAACGACUACCUGUCCAGAUUUCGCACACACCUAGACCAGGACAACCUGUGCUUGAGCAACGCCAGCCACCGUCACUUUGUCCUGCAGAUGGCCCUGAAGUGUGCGGACAUCUGUAAUCCCUGCAGACCCUGGGAGCUGAGCAAACAGUGGAGCGAGAAAGUGACAGCGGAGUUCUUCCAGCAGGGAGACAUCGAGAAGAAGCACAAACUUGAAGUCAGCCCACUUUGUGACCGAGWGGCAAACACUGUCGGCAACAUUCAGAUCGGCUUUAUGACCUACGUGGCAGAGCCGCUGUUCGCAGAGUGGGCUCGUUUCUCCGACACGCGUCUGUCCCAAACUAUGCUGGGCCACAUGGGUCUGAACAAAGCCAGCUGGGGCGGCCUGCAGCAGGAACAAAGCCCGGUCUCAGAGGAGGCGGAGCCCAGCGCAGCCGCCACAGAUGGCGCCGCAGCCUCAGCAGCAGCAGCAACGACAGAAAGCAGCUCCAAAGAAAUACCUCAGGGAAGCAGAGAAUCCUGACACUCCUUGUACGCUCUUUGGCCUCCUGAACCCUGACUCCCCCCUCCCCACCAGCUACAGGGCCUCACCACACUCUGACGGGCCACCCUGACGCUGACCCACCUGAUCCUAACACCUUGUGUUUGUCUCGUUGCUUUGGCCUCCCAUUCUGAUAAACCACUGAUUUUAUUUAAUUUAUUUAGUUUUUAAUUCCUUUUUUUGGCAUAGAGCAAUACAUAGAUACCUCAUUUGGCUACUGCUGUAUUUUCUUUUAUUUGCUUUAUUUAUUUGUUUGACUGUAACUCUGGCAUUACUGACUGAAAAUGCCACUAUUUUUUCCCUUCCUUCCUUCCUUUUUUUUUUUUUUUGUUGAACCUAAAGUGGACAGCAGUAUAAACUGAACUAAAAAAAAGACUUUUGGUAUUUUGACGUGCCAUUUGAAAACAAAGAUUUGAAGAAUGAUCUGAACUGAAACAACUGGAGUAUUUCAACCCGGGACCCUCCUGAGACCUUUGAGUAUGACGUGUUGGAUUUGUAUUGAAGAUUCUUCCUUAUGUAAAAACAGAAAAAAAAAAAUGUGACAAGCCCAGUCUUUCUGCUGCCUCUACAAAGACUGUUUACGCAUCACCUUGUUUGUUGUAUUUUAUUUUUAAUUUUUUUCCUUGACCGUCGGCUCCACGGUUUGCCUUCAAAGCACAGAUUAUUCAAACAGACCAGAUGCCAUAAAUGACUCCACCUGUGCUACCACGUGUUCCUGCACUCCUAAAUGACAGUGACGAUGUUGGACGCACAGCUUCGUCUCUUACAUCCUGUAAAAGGUAUUAUUGUAGAAAUUAGUUUUUUUUUUCUCUCUCUUUAAAUCAGUUUUUCUGGAUCAUCCAGUCCCCGGACUGGAGAGUGGUCAGUCUCACCUGGAACUUCACUCCAUGCAACUCGACUCGCUCAGGGUUUUGCAAGAGUUAUUUUGUUUGAUUUUCUUAAAUUUUUUUUUUUUUUGAAGAGGGAGAGGAGGUGACUGCAGACGGUGCGAAGUUGCUCAGAUAAAACAGAAAGGCUCCCUCUAAGCAGAAUGUCUCUCACAGCCACAUGAAACCUAACGGACUGCUCGACUGAUGCCUUACAACUAUGCACAAACUAUGCUAAGUGACCAAACUGACUCCUGCUCCCAUCAAGUGCAUGGUGUGCUCGUCUUUGAAUGCACUGUCCAAUCCCUUUUGCCUUUUUUUUUCUUUUUGGUUUAUUUUCUUUGGUGAGGAACAACUCCAGCUGUUUUUUUUUUUUUUCUUUGUAUGGAAACAAACCAGUCGAGUGAAUUUCGAACAUUCCAUUUCUUUGUGUUAGGGUUUUGUCUGUUUUUGAUUCUGUACAGUGGCACACAUUGUGUUUGUGUUGGAACGUUUUGAACGAUAACAGGUGCUUUUCUUACCUUAGCUGAUAUGUAUUUUUGCUGUAAGUGCUGUAAGACUGUUGAAACUGUUUACAAUUUGUCGCGACAGCCAUUUUUUUGGGAAGACUUCAUCGUCGAGCCAGAUUUUGUAAAGGCUUUGCUGUAUUGACCCUUUUUGAUACAUGCCUGUUGCAGUUACGAUUUGAAUAAUAAAACCUGUUGUUGAAUUUCA
Austrofundulus limnaeus is the source of this 4223-nucleotide messenger RNA. RefSeq names its product phosphodiesterase 7A (gene pde7a). Gene Ontology annotation, molecular function: 3',5'-cyclic-nucleotide phosphodiesterase activity. Bases 1078 to 2625 code for a protein of 515 amino acids. Gene Ontology annotation, biological process: signal transduction. NCBI's taxonomy places the organism in Eukaryota, Metazoa, Chordata, Actinopteri, Cyprinodontiformes, Rivulidae. The transcript has 13 exons. The record is from RefSeq and is a predicted model, not a curated record.